This is a messenger RNA of Sphenostylis stenocarpa, 2049 nucleotides long. The record is from the annotation of a GenBank genome assembly. Lineage: Eukaryota; Viridiplantae; Streptophyta; Magnoliopsida; Fabales; Fabaceae.
AUGGACGUGAGGUUCAAGCACUUGUUGGGAUUUGCUGCUAAUCAUUCUGCAAAUGCAUUCAAGAUUUUGGGCAAUUCUAUGCAAGCUGAAGGAAGGGGAGCUGAUCAUCAUGGUACAGAUACCAUCUUACGACUUGAUUCCCCUGGUUCUUCAAUUCCAACCCGUUUACCCUCUUCCAAGGGAAUAAAAAGGAAGUGGGAUUUAAUUGAUGGAUAUAUGGGUCAAAGACUUGACUCAUCUUUGUCGCUUGGGCUCGGGCGUUCAACAAGUUCUUCUGACAGCAAGGGGAGUUCAGCUGCUGCUUGCACUGCUAUGUCUUCAGCCAAAGAUAUUGAAGAAGAAUCAUCUAUGGAUAUUGAACUGGACUUUUCUCUCCAUCUUGGCUGUGAGAAGGUACAAAGCCCGAAGAAACCUGUUAAUUCGAGUUUGAAGACAUUGGAGCUGCAACCAAAAUUUGAUUUGGAAUUAAGCCUUUCUACUGGGCUCUGUGAGUCAGAUAUUACAAGCGUGCAUCUAAAUCCUUCACCUCUUCAAUUGAAUAUGGAGAUGCCAUUAGGAUUCAGUGGGACACAAAAUACAGAUGAGGGAUCAACUUCAUGUAGUUGGAAGUCAGGGAUUGUUUUGCCAUCUUCAAAGACGUCAUCAAAUACAGGCACUAGUUUUCUUUUAAAUCAGGCUUCAAAGCAGUUUGAUCAUAAUCCCAUUGUUCUGGAUCUCUCGUCAACCAGACCUAAAAGUUCUGUCACCUGCACGUCCGGGCUUACGCAGCAGCAACAGCCGCUACGCCCCAAUAAUCCUAAAACAUGUCAAGUGGAAGGAUGUGGAAAGGGUGCCAGAGGUGCUUCUGGGAGAUGUAUAUCUCACGGUGGGGGUAGGAGGUGUCAGAAACCUGGCUGCCACAAAGGAGCGGAGGGUCGCACAGUUUACUGCAAGGCACAUGGAGGUGGCAGGCGAUGUGAAUUCCUUGGUUGCACAAAGAGUGCAGAAGGACGUACAGAUUUCUGUAUAGCCCAUGGUGGUGGCCGGAGAUGCAGUCACGAAGGCUGUACCCGGGCUGCCAGAGGGAAAUCUGGAUUAUGCAUCCGACAUGGUGGUGGCAAGCGGUGCCAGAGAGAAAAUUGCACCAAGAGCGCAGAAGGUCUAUCAGGUCUUUGCAUCUCACAUGGCGGAGGGCGUCGAUGUCAAGCUCCUGGAUGUACGAAAGGGGCACAGGGGAGCACAAUGUUUUGCAAAGCACAUGGUGGGGGAAAACGAUGUACAGCACCAGGGUGCACCAAAGGCGCUGAGGGGAGUACCCCGUAUUGCAAGGGCCAUGGAGGGGGGAAACGUUGUACGUAUCAGGGUGGUGGAUUGUGUACUAAAAGUGUGCAUGGAGGUACCAACUUCUGUGUGGCUCAUGGGGGUGGAAAGAGGUGUGCUGUACCAGGAUGCACAAAAAGUGCUAGAGGAAGGACUGAUCAUUGUGUCCGCCAUGGUGGAGGCAAGAGAUGCAAGUUUGAAGGGUGUGGAAAGAGUGCACAAGGAAGCACUGACUAUUGCAAAGCACAUGGGGGAGGCAAGAGGUGCUCUUGGGGCCAUCCUGGUUCAGAAUAUGGCAUUCAACAGGAUGGUCCGUGCAAUUCAUUUGCAAGGGGGAAAACAGGUAUGUGUGCACUUCAUAGUGGACUAGUGCAUGAUAAGAGGGUUCACGGAGGAAUUUCCCUGGGAUCUGUUGUUCAGAAUCCCCGUUCGAAUAAAACAGAUGAACUAAAGCAGGUAAUCGUUGACAAAAACAUGGAUAUAGAUUUGAUGAAAAUAGGGAGUAGCCUAGGUCAUGCUGCAACCUGCUCUGACUUCAAACAGUACGAAGCUGUAGCUGCUCAUGUCUCAGCCAAGGAAGGUGGUCACUUGCCAAUGUCAGUUGCUGUUCCUGAAGGCCGGGUGCAUGGUGGAAGUCUGAUGGCAAUGCUGACUGGGAGUUCUAGCCGUGGCUCAAGCAGCGGGAUAAGUCUAGUUAGCGAUCCAUCUGAAUCAAUCAAAGGUUACCCCAUGUCCCAGAAUUGGAUUUAA